Molecule: messenger RNA, 2127 nt
Organism: Diplodia corticola
Lineage: Eukaryota; Fungi; Ascomycota; Dothideomycetes; Botryosphaeriales; Botryosphaeriaceae
Exons: 3
Coding region: 1-2127 (708 amino acids)
Source: RefSeq, a predicted model, not a curated record
AUGAGUUCCGCAACCCUUGUGCCGAUGAAGUAUGAGUUAUUCCCUCUCGGAUCCAUCAAACCAGAGGGAUGGUUUCGCGACCAGCUGCGUCUCUGUGGCCAAGGGCUCGGUGGCAAGCUCUUCCACUUCUACCGGUUCGUCAAGAACAGCACCUGGCUGGGCGGGACAUGGGAGUACACGCCGUUGAAUGAAGCCGCGCCGUACUGGUACAACUACAUGGUGCCUCUUGCAUUCAGCUUCGAUGAAUCCAUCGACGCCCCUCUCGCCCGAGAGCUGAGAGCCCAAGCCGAACAGUUCUUGCACUACACUCUGGAUCACCAGAGCCCGGAGGGCUGGCUGGGCCCGGAGACGACGCGGGAGACGCGAGGAAUCUGGGCGCGCUGCCUGCUGCUCCAAGGGCUGAUGAACCACGCUCUUGCUGACACCACAAAGCGAGAAGUGAUAAUCAAUGGAAUUCUCAAGUUCGUCGCGCUCGUGGAAAGCAUGCUGCAAAGAGACUACGAGGGCUACCUACCCAAAGAUGGUGACGAGUUCGACAAACAAUGGUUCGGAGUAGCACGCGCACAUGAGCUGUCGACAACGUUGCAAUGGCUCUAUGACGAGCCCGAGGCGGCUGAACAACGAGCAUCCAUCUGGCAUGUCAUGGAAAUGCUGUGGGACGGAUCCCGUCUCGCGAAAAGAGACUGGACUGUCUUCUUCACCAAAGAAAACUUCCCACAAAUGCCGUCGGUGAAGCAUCAAUCACCAAACUUCCAGCACGGCGUCAACGUUGCACAAGGUCUCCGAUACCCCGCGCAGCUGUACCGCAUGCACCCUUCGUCUCGGCUGUUCAGACUCUCCAAGCAGGCAGUGGCGCGAGCCUUUCAGUUCCACGGAACACCGGCGGGGUCUCUCAGCAGCGAUGAGUACGUGGGCGGGCUGUCACCCCAGCGCGGGGCGGAGCUUUGCUGCUCGGUAGAGCUGAUCUUCUCGCUAUCUUACCUGCAUCGUCUUUUUGGUGACAACGACUUUGCUGACCGCGCCGAGCUCGCUGCGUACAACUCCCUUCCCGCCGCAAUACAGUCGGACUGGUGGAGCCACCAAUACGUCACGCAAACGAACCAGCCUUGGGCUCAGGAACUGCGUCUUGAAGAGAACGAGAGGACGCCUUUCUACGACGUGUGCCGGUACGCAAAUGUCUUUGGACUCGAACCUGAAUUCCCAUGCUGCACCGUCAAUCAUCCGACCGCCUAUCCAAAGAUGUUGAUGAACUCGUUCCUCCGGCUCACUCCCGAGCCGCGAGGGAGGGCGCUCGUGGCAGUGCUGCACGCGUACCUGAUCCCCUCCAAGCUCAGCAUCGACGGCAUCACCAUCUCCUGCGAAAGCAACUACCCCUUCGCCCCUUGCGCCAUGUUGUAUUCCAUCUCCACUGACCAGCCAUUCGACUUUUUCAUCAGAGUGCCGCGGUGGGCCACGGCCUUGUCUUCCAUCGAGAUCAGAGACGCCCAGGCAGGGUCGUCUCGGCUCUACAAGACGUUCGCAUCCAACGUAGAAGACGCGGCACUGGCAGGCCUCCACAGAGUCCAGAUCCCCGCCGGUGGCGAAUACAAAGUAGCUGUGACGCUGCACGCCGACAUCCGCGUCGAGUACCACGCGGACAAGUCGGUCAGCAUCUCCUACGGCCCGUUGCUGUACGCCUACCCGAUCGAGUACUCGGUCACCACCAGACCGCCGCGCAACUACAAAGACCAAGUCUCCGACUGUCCCGAACUCGACGCCACCGCCGCCGGAGAAGCUGAUCAGGGCUGGCAAUCCAAGGUGUGGGACCACGACCUGCUCCCCACGUCAGCAUGGGGCAUCGCCAUCGACCCGGGCCAGAAGAUGAAGCUCGUCUUCUCAGACCCCUGGCUGGACGGGAAGAGAGAGAGGAUCCGCGAGCUGCCGAACCCCAUCUGGGACGCAGGCGCGUCGCCCGUGUACAUCGAAGUCACGGCGGUGGCGGUGGACUGGCCGGUGCGGAACGGGACGGCGGCGGAGCCAAGUGCCGUGGAUGCGAGCAGUACAAGGGGCAAGCCCUUCCGAGCGAAGCUGGCCCCGUUCGGAACGGCGAAGCUGCAUAUGGCGCAGUUCCCGGUUGUUGAUCUUUAG